UCCAAAGCUGCUGACUGUCUCUGCCUCUGCAGCGCUCAGAGUUAAUAUGCACGGUGCAGGAUUUCACUUCGCCUGAUGCGUUUGAUUCAGCGCAGUUUUAAAUGACACUGUGACAGCUGAAGGGCUGAAGGAAGAGAAACCUGGAGCUUCCGCCCCAAGACACAACUUCUUUUUGUGGGAAAUUAUGAGAAACGUGGAGCUGUGAUUUUUUUUUUUUAAAUAAUCAUUUGACAGCUGACAAGUCAGGAGGAGAUGGAGAACAAGGCCAUGUAUCUGAGCACAUAUGAGGAGAGAGACAAUGGCUCCAUGUAUGAAGAGGCCUACGAUGGACGCAACUUGUCCAAACUCAACCUGUGCGAUGAAGGUUCUGGAAAGCGUCGCAGGAAGCAGGAUCAGUGCUGCAGUCACCUGAACUCACUCUCAGCUAUCAAGUAUGCUAUUGUUUCCCUCUACAUCCUGGUUCUUCUCACCAUCUUUGGACUCUGCUUGGCGGUCUCUCGUUCCCAGGUUUCUUCACAGCGGCAGGAGGUGCUGAUGGAGAACGUGACCCGGAUGUCAGAGCGCUCUCGGCUGCUCCAGCAGACCCUGGGCGAGGCGUCCACUCAGGCCGACCUGCUGGAGAACAUCUGGAAACUGGAGAACCUCUUCCAGAACCACAGCGACUGGCUGCAGAGGCUGGAGAUCCUCAUCAAGGGCAUGGAGGUGGAGCUGAGGAGCAUCCAGGCUUACUCUCUUCAGUCAGAGGGCUACCUGGUGCAGCUGGACGACAGGUUGUCCUCUCUAAGCAGCUCCACCAACAGAAACCUGACGGGCUUGAGCGCUGAGGUGGCGCGAGCCUCCACCUGGCUCCGCGACCAGGACUUCCUGCUCCGGGAAACCUCAGGAAAGAUGAGCGGGCUGAGAGAGAAACUGGACGAGGUUAACUGGACGGUGGGAGCUGUCAAUCACACCUUCAGCAACGACAUCAGUGUUCACAAUUUGAAGAUACAGGACUUGCAGAUCCAGAUCAGCAACAUAACAGAGGACACCAGCAGUUUAUGGGUGACCCACGUCCACACGGAGGCCCAGCUGAGGAACGAGAUGGAGAUCCUGAACACAAUCACAGAGGACCUCCGUCUGAAGGACUGGGAGCACUCCAUGGCCCUGAAGAACCUCACCAUACUAGAAGGGCCUCCAGGACCAAAGGGAGAGAAGGGUGACACUGGACCACUCGGGCCCCCUGGGGCCCCUGGCUUGACUGGCUUGAGAGGGUUUACAGGAGAAAAAGGCAUCCAGGGCCCUCGUGGUAUAAAAGGGUCAGUUGGGGUCGAAGGUGUUCAGGGACAAAAGGGAGACAUUGGACCUGUCGGGCCUAAAGGUGACAGAGGAGAAAGGGGGUUGAAGGGGGAGAAGGGGGACCGAGGAGACAGAGGAGAGAAAACAGUGGAGGAGACUCUGGUACGGUUGGUGAACGGGUCGGGUCCUCAUGAGGGUCGUGUGGAGGUUUUCCACGAACGUCGCUGGGGGACGGUGUGUGACGACGUCUGGGACAAAAAGGACGGAGACGUGGUGUGUAGGAUGCUGGGAUACAGAGGAGCCACGGAGGUCCAUAAGACCGGACGCUUCGGACAGGGUACUGGUCUGAUCUGGAUGGAUGACGUUGCAUGUGCAGGAACCGAGGACACGAUCCACCAGUGUAACUUUUCCGGCUGGGGCAAAACCAACUGUGGACACGUUGAGGACGCUGGUGUGACCUGCGCCGUCUAAACCUUCGCGAUGAUCAGCGGCUGGAUUUCUGCUCAGACAGCGCCUUAAACUUCAAAGUAGCUACGAGGUGCACAACGUCCUACCAGCUUUUUUAGAACUUCACAACUAAACAUGUGACUGUUUUAGCUACAAGACUGAAUCAUGGGGCUAAAGACUUUAUUGACUACAUAGUAUGAGUUGCUACACAGAGGGAUGAUCGCGUGACGGGACUCUUCAUCAGACUGAAUCACAGAGCUCACCUGUCUUCAAUGGAGGAUCAAAGGUUGGCUUUUAUAGGAGCAGGGUGAAGUUGCCCUCAGAGGCUUGUCUGGGGGUCAGUUUGCUGUUUUGUCCUCCAGUGUGGGGUCAAACCGACCCGACAACUUCAUCAUCCGAGAGCCUUCAUUCAUUUGUCAGCUCUUGUCUCCAAGAUGCUGAGACGCUGAAACGGCACAUAACAAAACUGACAUGACUGCGUCAUUGGUGAACAGAUUUUUCAUUUACAGGCAGCUGCUCUUCUCAGUAUUAUGCAGGAAUGGCUUUUGCUAAGCUUACCACAGUGUUGCCUUUUCAUAUAUCGUAUAGCGUUGCUCAGUAAGCAGCCAUUUGGUCUUUUGCAGCCUUGACAUCUGAGGUAAAACUGGGGCUAAGUUUGAGCCUUUUUUGACUCAAACUGCCGCUCAGCUUUACAGAGAUUUAAACCGAGUUUCAGCUCAUUGUUUAACUGUGCAUCCCACAACAUGUUUUGGUUCACUUUCACUGCUCUCAUUGCCUUGUUUUUCGCUGUUUCCACCGAAAAAGCUCUAAAAACCCACUGUACACCACCUGACCGGCACCAAACAGCAUGCAGACAGAGUUAGAGGCUAGCUGGUGCACACAGAGGAACAUUUAGCAGCUAAAGAACCAGAAAUUCCCCUCAGGAGUUGGUAGAGAUGAAAAACAGAGAUAAAUGAGAAUGAAUGUUGGACUUAGACUCAUCAGGUGGAGAGAAACACGGCUCCAAAUAAACGAUAAUGUUGCUCAGUAACUGCUGGGUGUGUAAAUAAGCAACUGCUUGCCUGCUAACACGUUUUUCAUCUGGGAGAGACUGUGUAUUGAGCCGCUCGCAUGCUUGAGCGUGUGAAUGAUACAAACAAAACAGGGACCCACUCAUAAAAACACGUAACGCACAAGUGGUCAAAAACUCCAGAGGGUACCUUUGAGUGAAGUGGAAGUUUAUUUUCAAGUUACUUUUACUAUUCAGCUUAUCGUUUCAGCCUAAUUUCCAGUGAACAACUUUAUAAGGCAGUAAUACAGUAGAUGUUAGGUCUGUGAAUCUGUUACCACAAAUUUUUAACACAGGUUUAACUUUGACACCUUUGCAUCUUUUAACCUGCACAUCACCAAAUCACUGCUUACUGUGUGCUUUAUAUUUAUAAAAAAUAAUAAUAAAAAUAAAUAGAUAAGCAGCUAACAGAUUUUGGAGAUGGUAAACUAUAGUCGACAUGUGAAGCCAUUAUAAAGACGAGAGAACAGACGAGUAUAAACAGAUGGACGUAUGGACGUCUGCCCUGUACAGUUUAUAACGGUGGGUCUGUUAGUGUUUACUGCCAAAAGUUGGGUUGUUUCAGCAUUAAGCUGACACACACACAUAUACACACACCAGACCAACCAUAACAUACAAGCUUUUUCUUUUCAGUUUUAUGCUUCUCUCAGUGAAGUUUAGUCUUUAUGGCUUCUUUCAAAUCCAAAAAGAGCUGGUCCCUCUCAAGUGUCCUGGCUCACUUCUCUGUCUGAGCUUAGAGAAUACACCAAACCACAGGUUGGAACAAAAUAUAUGUCAGAACCUGUCCUCUUUAAGCAGUCAUGUUUUAUAUUUGAAGAGGGAAAAUACUCUUUAGUGCACCUUAAAAUUUGGCAAAUUCACAAGCCUAAAUUCUUUCCCCCCAGUGGUUGUUGUUGAAUUCCCUUCACUCCUAUGAUCUGUGGCGAAAUCUGACUGUAAACUCUCAUGGAGGAAACAAAUCAAAAAGUGUCUGCUCCUCUAACUCUUUAUGAAAAUGAAUAUGAACAGAUGUUGUCCAUUUGCAAGUUUGUGUCCAAGUGAGAUGAAGGGGGAAAAAAAAAAAAAAAAAGUUUUGGAUGUAAAUUUGACUUUUCAUGGCGCCGCAGCCAGAAAUGACUUUUUUCUACCUCA
Toxotes jaculatrix (banded archerfish) is the source of this 3901-nucleotide messenger RNA. RefSeq names its product scavenger receptor class A, member 5 (putative) (gene scara5). Gene Ontology annotation, biological process: iron ion transmembrane transport. The coding region runs from base 253 to 1746 and encodes 497 amino acids. Lineage: Eukaryota; Metazoa; Chordata; Actinopteri; Toxotidae. Gene Ontology annotation, molecular function: ferritin receptor activity. The transcript has 12 exons. The record is from RefSeq and is a predicted model, not a curated record. Gene Ontology annotation, cellular component: plasma membrane.